GGGGAGGUGGAGAAAAGAGAGAAGGAGGUGGAGAAAGGGGAGCCGGAGAAAAGAGAGAAGGAGAUGGAGAAAGGGGAGCCGGAGAAAAGAAAGAAGGAGCCGGAGAAAAGAGAGAAAGAGCUGGAGAAAGGGGAGGUGGAGAAAAGAGAGAAGGAGGUGGAGAAAGGGGAGCCGGAGAAAAGAGAGAAAGAGGCGGAGAAAGGGGAGCUGGAGAAAAGAAGGCGGGAGAUGGAGAAAGGGGAGCCGGAGAAAAGAAAGCAGGAGAUGGAGAAAGGGGAGCCGGAGAAAAGAAAGCAGGAGCUGGAGAAAAGAGAGAAGGAGGCGGAGAAAGGGGAGCCGGAGAAAAGAAAGAAAGAGCUGGAGAAAGGGGAGCCGGAGAAAAGAAAGAAAGAGCUGGAGAAAGGGGAGCCGGAGAAAAGAAAGCAGGAGGCGGAGAAAAGAGAGAAGGAGGCGGAGAAAGGGGAGCCGGAGAAAAGAAAGAAGGAGGCGGAGAAAGGGGAGCCGGAGAAAAGAAAGAAGGAGGCGGAGAAAGGGGAGCCGGAGAAAAGAAAGAAAGAGCUGGAGAAAGGGGAGCCGGAGAAAAGAAAGAAGGAGGCGGAGAGGAGGGAGGUGGUGGAGCUGCCGAGGUCGGAGCCGGUUCCGAGGUCGGUGGUUGAGUUGUUGGACAGGUUGAGGGAGGCGGAGAGGAGGAUAGAUGGGUUGAUGGAUGGUGGUUUGGAGGAGGUGAGGGUGGAGAGGCCGAUGAGUUGCGUGAAGAGGGCGACGGGUCCGGCGGGUCGUCGUCGAGCGAAGGAUUUGAGGAGUUUGGCGAUAGAGACGGUGGACCCGAGUGGAGGAGGGGUGAUGGAGAAGGGGAGGAAGUUGAAGGUGGAGGAGGAGAGGGUGCAGAAGAGGGUGAAGUACACGAGCGAGGAGGUGUACGACAAGAGGUGUCCUAGUUUGGUGCAGAUCAAGGGUCGUCGGCACUUGGUGGUGCGCCAGGUGGAGUUAUCGGUGGCGUCGCUGAACGAGGGCGACGUGUUCGUGUUGAUGGACGGGAAGAGGGGGAUUUUUCAGUGGAACGGGAGCAAGGCGAAUCGGAUAGAGAAGGGGAAGGGGUUGGACUUGACGAGGAGCUUGAGGGACGAGGAGUGCGCGGGGGCGGCGGACGUGGGUGGAGAUGUUGGACGAGGAGAAGUGUUACGUGUUGGAUGCGGGGAGCGAGUUUUUCGUUUGGUGCGGGAAGAAGUCGAGGGUGGAGAUGCGUCCGAGGGUGUUGAGGGUGGCGUUGAGGUUGAGGUCGAAGAGGAGCGCGGAGGGGAGGUGGUGCGCGCCGGUGAGGAGGGAGGUGUCCGGCGGGGAGUCGGUGCUGUUCCGAGAGAAGUUUUUGAACUGGGGCGUAUCGCCGCUGACGCGGAGGAGGCGUUCGGGGACGUGCGGGUGAACAGAGAGAGCGACUUUUUAGAGAUAUGGAGGGUUUCCGGGUUCAAGAAGGUGGAUUUGGACCGCGGAAAGUAUGGGAUGUUCUGCACGAAGGACUCGUACAUUGUGCUGUGCAAGUGCAUGAAAGGGAACCUGGAGGCGUACUUGAUCUUCUAUUGGCAGGGAUACAAGUCCACGAUCAACGAGAAGGGCGUGUCGGCGGCGUUGACGACUGACCUGAACAAGUGCAUGAAAUCCGACUCUUUGGUGCGAGAAAUUCGAGUGUCUCAGAACCAAGAGAGCAAAUUUUUUUUGUCGCUGUUCGACCGCCAGCGGUACGCGGUGGAACAGGACUCGGGCAAGACUAGCUUCCCCCACCUUUUCGAGGUGCACGGGUCGCACAGGCAGCCCGGGUAUGCGAGGGCGCUCGAAGUGCGCGCGGCGAAGGCGUCGCUGAAGAGCGACUGUUGCUUCGUGCUGCUCUCCUCGAAGACCAGGGCUUACGUUUGGAGGGGCAAGUACGCGAGCGACGAGAACUUCGACUACGCCAAGCAGGUCUCCGAGUGGAUCUCGAAGUUCUACUGCAGGAAGCACCUGAGUUCGAUCGCCCAAGUUCAGGAGGCUCAGGAGCCCGCCGACUUCUUCGGGCGGUCCAAGCUGGACCUGUCCGUUCCCUACGUGCCUCUGACUCACCCCGUGGUCGCCAGCCGCCUGUUCCACGUGACGGACGUCUCCGGGCCUUCCGGCGUGGUCGAGAUCCCGCCGCCCUUCUCCCAGGCCGACUUGAACUUCAAAGACUGCUUCUUCCUGGACGCCUUCGACCGGUUCUACGUCUGGCAGAAAGGCGCUCGCGCCAACCACCUCCAGAAGUGCGCCAACCUCGCGCUCGAGUAUGCGAAGCUCGCCAAAGAGUCUCGCUCCAGCCACUGUCGCAAGCACGGCAUAGAGGUCUCCCUCGACGCCCAACUCGUUCAGUGCGGCUCGGAGCCCCUGUGCUUCACCCGCCACUUCAUGGCCUGGGAGUUCUCUUCCUGGCCCCCCGCCCCGGAGACGUCCAUGACUUCCGCGAGGGAAUUCCUGGCCAAGUACACGCAAGUCUACUUCUACACCGACCUCGUCCAAAAACGACUCCCCCCCGGCAUCGACGAAACCCGGCUGGAAAAGUACCUGUCCGACGACGAGUUCGAGAAAGUCUUCAACAUGUCCAGGCGCUCUUUCGAAAUGCUCCCUCUUUGGAAGGCUCAGAAGCUGAAGACCGAGAAGGGACUCUUUUGA
Molecule: messenger RNA, 2676 nt
Organism: Schistocerca gregaria
Lineage: Eukaryota; Metazoa; Arthropoda; Insecta; Orthoptera; Acrididae
Product: villin-1-like
Exons: 5
Coding region: 64-2676 (870 amino acids)
Biological process (GO): barbed-end actin filament capping; cytoskeleton organization; actin filament severing
Molecular function (GO): phosphatidylinositol-4,5-bisphosphate binding; actin filament binding
Source: RefSeq, a predicted model, not a curated record